UACGAACAAAGGCUAGUCGUAGGGCUGUAAAGAGUGUCACUGGGAUCAGCUUUCUUCAGACAGGAAGUUAUUGACAUAUGCUGGCCCACUUUUGGGUGGAGUCAGGGCACUGUCAAGAAGAGGACAGGAUCAACCCAGGAGCCGCGUGGGAAGUGGGUCAAUACUGCAUCCGGAAUAUAAACGAACCAUCAUCACUGAUCACGCUGGACAUCCUUUUUUUUCAUGUCGAUAGUCGAGCCUCUCCCCAUGCCAAAGCGACCCAACACUUCGUGGACCCUGUUCUACAUGGAGCACUUGGACAAUGUCAAGGCCUCUGGAAAGAGCAUUGUGCCUACAGCGGAGACUGCCGCGGCCUCCGCUCUCUGGAAGCAGCUCAGCGCCGAGGAGAAGCAGGUCUACGAGGACAAGUACAGGGCUGACUUCGAGCGAUUCAAGAAGGAGACGGAAGAACGACUUCAACAGUUGACCCCAGCAGAGUUCAAGCUUGAGAACUCUCGCCGCCAGGCUCUUCGUGCUACCGGCAAGAAGGGUCUGCCCUCGCUCAAGGAUCCCAAUGCCCCCAAGCGCCCUCUCAGCGGAUUCUUCCGCUUUGCUCAGGAUCUCCGCAAGUCAGGCGAGUACGCCAAUAUGCCAGUUAAUGAGCAAGCUAAGGCAUUUGCUGAGGCUUGGUCCAAGGCUUCCGACUCUGUGAAGACUCCUUACAACCAGGCAUCGCACGCUGCUCUUCAGAAGUAUAAGGAGGAGAAGGCUGUCUACGACGAUCAGAAGUAAAAAAAUGAUCGCCGCCCAGGAAUUUCGACGUGCAUCUCUUAUUCUUUUUCUUUUUUGGCAUUUGUUUUUUCUCAGCCCUUCUUCAGCAAGCUGAGACGCUGUUAUACGUUCGAUUUAACAAUAAAAUUAUUUCGUCUAAACGGUGAAUA
Molecule: messenger RNA, 920 nt
Organism: Gamsiella multidivaricata
Lineage: Eukaryota; Fungi; Mortierellomycota; Mortierellomycetes; Mortierellales; Mortierellaceae
Product: high mobility group box domain-containing protein
Exons: 2
Coding region: 223-771 (182 amino acids)
Source: RefSeq, a predicted model, not a curated record